AUGAACUUCGCCAGUGUAGCUGCUGCAGGAGUGGUAUCUACACUUUCCAGUCCUCUGGCAAAUGUCAAUGUUGCCUCCGCUCUAAGCGGCGAGAGUCACAAAGUUGACCCGAGCCUACAGGCAAAGGCUCCAGGAUAUAAACCAGGCAGAACAGGUUCUCCUCAGUUUCGUCAAGAUAUGGAACAAAGCAAGAAUCCAGGUUUUAAAAAUUUUCACCUUCCAGUUCAAGCAAUGCAAGGAGGCAUGGGCGAACUGGAUAUGACACGAGCACCAGGUUUCCGGGGAAACAUGCCACCUUCAGGGAUGUCCCCUCGGUCUAACACCUCCACGCCUAGUGGACUCUCUCCUCGCAGCCAGACAGGCACACCCCUUGACUCCAGUCAACAUUCUAUCUCUUCUCUCUCUAGUCAAAAGGAAGAAUACAGUAUGCCAAAUCAGCCAAUGACACUCCCUGAGAUUAAGAGCACUUUGAACCCUAAUGCUCCUGAUUUCCAAAUCUCCUCCACCAACAUGAACCAGAUGGUAAAUGGCCUGCCGGGUGGCAUCGGCCAGGAGCUCCAUCCACUGCCACCAAGUGCACUCCAGGCUCUCCACCAACAGCUCCUCAAUGCCCAGCAGCUGCUUAACUUCUCCAACAUGCCUCAAGGCAACUUCCCCAUACCGAACGAGCUCCAGAUGCUCCAGCAGCUUAGCUCAGUUGGUAACCAGAUACCCAACCCUAUGGGAAAUCAGAUGAACAGCCAGAUGCCCAACCCCAUGUCCAAUCAAAUAAAUAACCAAAUGCCAAACCAGAUUCCAAAUCAGAUAGGCAGAGAUCAUCUUGGUGGUCAGAUGGGCAACAACCAGCUGGGUCAGAUGGGAAACCAGAUGCCUCAAGGAGGGGGUCAGAAUCAACCAGUUGGUCCUCCGGGUCCAAAUGGACAGAAUCCAGGCUUCCUGCCCCAGAUGAUAUCUCGCACCCUCUCCCCAAUGCCACCACAUGCUCGCCCAAACAGUGCUCCAUCUAUGGCUGGCAUGUCUCAAGUAGAGAGUGGUUCCCCUGGUCCCAUUGGUCCCCCUCGAGGUACUUCACCAAUGCCAAUAGGCACCCCACCGCUACCUGACCCUGUGAAGAACAGUAUGGAUGACCGGAGGGUGCCACGACCUAUUGGGGGAGAACGGAGUCAUCGCAAAGCCCCUGGUGCAGGUCCUGGGAACAUUGGACCUGUCGGGGACUUCAGCAAGCUCUGGGGCCUCAACUCUGCAAUAUCUGAGCUGAACUCUGACUGGGCACCAAGCACGUCACCCAUGAUGACCAGUGCAUCCAUGCAAGCCUCUGUGAGGACAUCAUCUGUGAUAACGCGGGGAAACAUGGCUUACACUCGGGACGGAGAUGGUUCCACCGGAGAGCCAACUCAAGAUCCCAGCUCGUUUCCUGAAGGCCUCUCUAUAGAGGCAGCAGUGGAACAAAAUUUUGUGAACCCCCAGAUGAUGAUGGCAAUGUUUCCUAAUGGUGUACCUACUAACUUCCCAAUCCCCCCAAUGUACAACCCUCGCAUGAGUGGAGAUGGCGUGCCCACCAUGUGGCCUGGCGGAAUGAAGACCCCGCUCUCCGAGCCUGUAGAGAAUGGGGUGGGUGAACACCACCAUACAUAGAGGCAAUCAGUCACCCAUCUUAAUAACUGGAGUCAGUGGAGUCAGCAGGCCGACAUGUGACUACAACAUUGUCCCCCUGGCUGUUUGGAGGACUACCCUUCUGCAGUUCAGAUUAAACAAGAUAAUAUCCAUCAACGUUGAUUAUUCGGCAAGGGGAACCUGCUUUAUCUGGCUGUAUUGUGGCCUCUCGCUGGUUGGCUGUCUCAGCCUUGUGCUCGUCCUCACGAUAGCAAUGAAUGGAUGAUUGAUUGUGCUUGUGUCUUUUCCUGCAAUGCCCAAUUUAGCUUUCCUUCUUGACAAUAGAGAAAAAAUGUAAAGAAAUGUAUGAAUAAAUUGUCAAAUGAA
Molecule: messenger RNA, 1980 nt
Organism: Haliotis rubra (blacklip abalone)
Lineage: Eukaryota; Metazoa; Mollusca; Gastropoda; Lepetellida; Haliotidae
Product: basic salivary proline-rich protein 1-like
Exons: 5
Coding region: 1-1635 (544 amino acids)
Source: RefSeq, a predicted model, not a curated record